Molecule: messenger RNA, 1760 nt
Organism: Eucalyptus grandis
Lineage: Eukaryota; Viridiplantae; Streptophyta; Magnoliopsida; Myrtales; Myrtaceae
Product: flavonoid 3'-monooxygenase CYP75B137
Exons: 3
Molecular function (GO): monooxygenase activity; heme binding; oxidoreductase activity, acting on paired donors, with incorporation or reduction of molecular oxygen
Source: RefSeq, a predicted model, not a curated record
UCGAUCGCACUCAUAAGUCGCCAUGUACCCCACGAUAUCCGAUCCCCUUCUCCACCAUCUCCUCCCGGGAACGAUUUCUCGCUCCCGCACCUACUUCUCCUUCUCUCGGGCAUCCUCGCAAUCUGCUGUUGGGCAUGGCUUCUUCUCGCUCAUAAGAAAACCUCACCGUCGCUGCCGCCGGGACCGGCGGGCCUCCCCCUUGUUGGGAACCUGCCCUUCCUCGAUCCGGAGCUCCACACUUACUUCGCCGCCCUCGCAAGGAUGUACGGCCCAGUGCUGAAGCUCCAGCUCGGCAAGAAGCUCGGUGUCAUUGUCACAUCCCCGGCCACCGCUCGCGAGGUGCUCAAGGAUAACGACGUCAUCUUCGCCAACCGCGACGUGCCCAUCGCCGGGAGGGCCGCAUCCUAUGGCGGCUCGGACAUCGUGUGGACCCCGUACGGGCCCGAGUGGAGGAUGCUGCGGAAGGUGUGCGUGCUCAAGAUGCUGAGCAACCACACGCUGGACUCCGUCUACGAUCUCCGGCGGAGGGAGGUCCGGAAGACCGUGGGGUACUUCAGGGUCCGGGCCGGGUCUCCGGUGAACGUUGGGGAGCAGAUGUUCCUGACUGUGCUCAACGUGAUCACGAGCAUGUUGUGGGGUGGGACGGUGCAGGGCGAGGAGAGAGAGAGCUUGGGUGCUGAUUUCAGACAGGUAGUGUCAGAUAUGACGGAGCUUCUUGGGAAACCGAACGUUUCGGACUUUUAUCCGGGUCUGGCCCGAUUCGAUUUCCAAGGGAUCGAGAAGCGGAUGAAGGGGUUGGGAAAACGGUUCGAUGGAAUUUUUGAGAAGAUGAUUGCGCAGAGGUUGAGGAUGGAGAGAGACGGCCGAAGCCAUUGCAAAGAUUUCUUGCAGUUUCUAUUGGAGUUGAAGGAUGAGGAAGAUGCCAAGACUCCUCUAACAAUGACUGGCCUCAAAGCUCUGCUCAUGGAUAUGGUGGUUGGUGGAACGGACACAUCCUCCAAUACAGUGGAGUUUGCCAUGGCUGAGAUCUUGAAUAAACCUAGUGUUCUGAGCAAAAUCCAAAAUGAAUUGGAAACCGUGGUUGGCAAAGACAACAUCGCAGAAGAAUCUCACAUUCCCAAACUGUCUUACUUGCACGCCGUCAUGAAAGAGUCAUUGAGAUUGCACCCAGCACUUCCCCUAUUGGUCCCCCACUGCCCGAGCGCGACAUGCACCGUCGGAGGCUAUACAGUUCCGAAGGGCUCUCGCGUCUUCAUCAAUGUGUGGGCGAUACAUAGGGAUCCUUCGAUAUGGAGCGACCCGUUGGAGUUCAAUCCCGAGAGGUUUUUGCACGAUAAGGGCGAUUACAGUGGGAACGACUUCAAUUACUUCCCCUUUGGGUCUGGGAGAAGAAUAUGCGCGGGGAUAGCGAUGGCCGAGAGGAUGGUGCUAUACUCGCUUGCCACGCUCUUGCAUUCCUUUGACUGGAAGCUACCCGAGGGAGAGAAGAUGGAUCUAAGAGAGCAAUUUGGGAUCAUCUUGAAAAAGAAAAUGCCGCUAGUGGCUAUUCCUUCGCCGAGGUUCUCUGAUCCUCGUCUUUAUGAUUGAGCAUCGCUGCACGUUGGAAUGAUUUCUUUACAUUAUCUUAUGUGGAUAGAAUGGGGUGGAAAAGUGCAUCUUCCUAUCUUCGUAUGGUCAAUUAAACUCCUAUCUGUGGUUUUAUUCUAUGACAUUUAUAUGUCACCAUGAUGAACAUGAAAAAGGUCACAUUUUUUUUUUUU